AAGAUUCACAUGAUGAUCCACACUGGAGAGAAACCAUUCACAUGCACUCAAUGUGGGAAGAGUUUCAACCAAUCAUCAAACCUUAAUCACCACAUGAUGAUCCACACUGGAGCUAAACCAUUCACAUGCACUCAGUGUGGGAAGAGUUUCAACAGAUCAUCACACCUUAAUUAUCACAUGAGGAUCCACACUGGAGAGAAACCAUUCACAUGCACUCAGUGUGGGAAGAGUUUCAACCAAUCAUCAAACCUUAAUCACCACAUGAGGAUCCACACUGGAGCUAAACCAUUCACAUGCACUCAGUGUGGGAAGAGUUUCAACAGAUUAUCACACCUUAAUUAUCACAUGAUGAUCCACACUGGAGAGAAACCAUUUACAUGCACUCAGUGUGGGAAGAGUUUCAACAGAUCAUCACACCUUAAUUAUCACAUGAUGAUCCACACUGGAGAGAAACCAUUCACAUGCACUCAGUGUGGGAAGACUUUUAACUGCUCAUCACACCUUAAUCAACACAUGAAGAUCCACACUGGAGAGAAACCAUUCACAUGCACUCAGUGCGGGAAGAGUUUCAUCCAGUCAUCAUCCCUUAAUCAACACAUGAGGGUCCACACUGGAGAGAAACCAUUCACAUGCACUCAUUGUGGAAAAAGUUUUAACUGCUCAUCACACCUUAAUCAACACAUAAAGAUCCACACUGGAGAGAAACCAUUCACAUGCACUCAGUGCGGGAAGAGUUUCAUCCAAUCAUCAUCCUUUAAUUAUCACAUGAUGAUCCACACUGGAGAGAAACCAUUCACAUGCACUCAGUGUGGGGAGAGUUUUAGCAAAUCAUCAUUCUUUUAUAAACACGUUGAAGGAACUCAUGGGCAUAUUGCAGUGGUCAACACGAGUUGAAUCUGAAAUCUUGGGCAUCUGCAAAUUGUCUCAGUCAUUGAACUGGCUUAAGGGCUUAAACCAUCACGAUAACAAAGCACCAAUUGAUUUUGGGUUAUUCUGACCAAUACUUUGGCCGCAAAUGUUCCAGGUACCCUUCAGCAAAAUUAGUAAAUGAUUUAAACUAAAUAAAGGGGCUUUACAGGAUUUUCAGCAGAAACCGCCUCACGAGACUUUUGAAUGACUCCUCUACAUGGUCAUGUGCUUUGGGCACAUCCUGUCAGAUGCACAAUUUUGUAGAGACAAAAAAUCUCUAGAAACAUUAAUGCAUACAAAUGAAAGACAAUCUCUUAAAAUGUUAGAACUAAGGCAGAUGUAUCUUUAAAUAAUAAACCAUAAUGUUCCUCAUAUGCUGUGGUUAUUUCAAUCAACCAGGUUAAUCGAUGUGUUGUUUUAACCCUUAAAGCAGAAUAAAUUGAUCUGUAUUUGUCUGAAAUGUAUGAUAUCUGGUCUUGAAUGAAAGGUAGUGACAUUUGCAAUCUGUUGAUGUAAGGCUGGGCGAUUUUUCAAAUUUUUUUUCAGAUUAAUUCGAAUUUACGUUUUCAGACGAUUUAAUUUUGAAUCAAAUUGAGAAAUUGCGAUUUUAAAAAAAAAAAUAUAUAUAUAUAUAUUUAAUACAUUAUAAUGGCAAUGCGCUUUGGUUCACUCUGUAUGAAGCUGGAAGCACACCAGAAGCGCCUCUCGGUGACUCGCCGCACCACGAUUCAGGACGCAGGUCAUAUUUCAGCCGCGCCACAGAGCGCCAUCUGAUUAGUUUCAUGUUAAACAUUAUGCGAAUGUGCGCGUCUGGGGUGUGAUACUUUAAACUGUCAUGUGUCGCGGUGCUUCUGGUGUCCGACCUGCUUGACUUUCUGUUAAAACGUGAUGUCAUGUAGGAUUUUACUUGUUGCAUUAGUCUGAGUCACGUCUGUGUGUAUUGUCAAGACAUAUUACCUUAUCAAGUCGAUAAACUAGAUCUCAACAUGUUUGAAGGAUGUAAAAGCCUGCCAUGUGAAAAACUGCGCCGAUCUUUUGGUUUGAACACAAGCAGAGGUGAGGGCCAGUAAAACAUGCAAAAAAUCCCUUUGUAUUCCUGCAAAAACAAUAUUUACACAAAUAUUUCUUAUUUAAAUCGUCAGCAACCCUAUUUAACUCGUUAAUUUGUUUAACAUUUAUUUACACCUUGACCGAUUUUUGUAUGACAUGG
Messenger RNA from Danio rerio (zebrafish), 2119 nucleotides. The record is from RefSeq and is a predicted model, not a curated record. NCBI's taxonomy places the organism in Eukaryota, Metazoa, Chordata, Actinopteri, Cypriniformes, Danionidae.